AUGCCGAUCGGCCCCCAGCUCCCACCGCAUCUACAACGGCAUGUGGACUCUCCUGCAACUGAUGACGACUCCGGAAAUGCCGUAGAACAAGAUCAAGAUCAAGAUUUCGGUCCGAGUCUUCCUCCCCACCUCGCCAAAAUGCGACAACAGAAGAUGCAGGCAGAAGUAGGGCCUUCACUACCUUCUGGAAGCAGCCGGAGUCGCAGUGAGCGCUCGCCAUCUCGCAAAUCUGGAAGAUCACCUUCCCGAUCGGAUCAGAUCGGCCCAUCACGUGCUGUUGGACCACAAGCACCACCUCGUCAAGCCGGGCCACAGCUGCCUAGAGCAGCCGGGUCUCGAUCGCCCACCAGGACGGUUGGACCUUCUAGGCCUGAGCCUGUUGGUUCGUCACGCGCUCCCGGCCCAGCCAGAGGACCGGUUGGUCCCAUCGGUCCACCGCGUCCAGGACAAGGGGACGAAAGCGUAAACCCCACCGUCAGGCCAGCGAGAACGCCAGUUCUUCCCGAGAACGACGAUAGUUCAGACGACGAGGUGGGACCUAAGUUGUCGGACUUUGUCGAUGCGUCCGCUGCGCCGGAAAAGAGUGCGGCUGAGCUGUUCAGAGAGCGUGAGGCACGCAUGGCGGCCGCUCCGAAACCCGAGGAGAAGAAGGUGACACAGCGCGACGAGUGGAUGCUUGCGCCGCCAACGGGCGGGAGUCUCGCCAGCCUCGAUCCGCGGAAGCGCCCAACGACAUUCCAGAAGAGCGCCAAAGCGGACACCGACCUCGACGGCCAGCGCGAGUGGACCGAGACGCCGGCCGAGCGCGAGAAGCGCCUCCGCGAAGGAGGAUCGUCUCGGUCCAGGCCGGAGGACCUCGAUCGGAAGCGAGCUCGUGAACGCGAUGACGCGAUUCGGCAGGGUGUCCAACAGCAUGCGACCUCGCGCGGGCCCUCGCUCAUGGAGCAGCACAAGGCGAAGAAGUCCAAGACGGAUGAGCCCGAGGUCAUCUGGGACCGAGACUCCAUGCUCGGCGUCGGCGGCAUGCUGAGCGAGGAGCAGCGCGAGAAGAAGAUCAAGGAAGCACGCAACCUCGGCGACCGCUUCGGCCACGGCAAGAGCGGCGCGUACCUGUAG
Molecule: messenger RNA, 1116 nt
Organism: Trichosporon asahii var. asahii CBS 2479
Lineage: Eukaryota; Fungi; Basidiomycota; Tremellomycetes; Trichosporonales; Trichosporonaceae
Exons: 2
Coding region: 1-1116 (371 amino acids)
Source: RefSeq, a predicted model, not a curated record